Messenger RNA from Penicillium expansum, 309 nucleotides. RefSeq lists its product as uncharacterized. The transcript is spliced from 2 exons. The record is from RefSeq and is a predicted model, not a curated record. Lineage: Eukaryota; Fungi; Ascomycota; Eurotiomycetes; Eurotiales; Aspergillaceae. Bases 1 to 309 code for a protein of 102 amino acids.
AUGGGUCUUGUGACGGGCAGUCUGGUCAAACGGGAGAAAAUCUUAGCUACAUUUGGUAACCCUGUUAAGAGGUGGGCGUCGGAAAAUGAUACGACACUUCCUGUGUCGGACUUUUUGACGGAUAUUGAGGGAUAUAGAUCAUUCAGUCUGCUUGUUUCCAGAGAGCCCGAAGCGAUUAGCGAUAUUAUCGAGGAAGAAGAAGAAGAAGCUGAGAUGAAGGGGGAAGAGAAGAUACAGGCGGGAUUAGAGGCGAGGAAGAUCAAGAUCCUGAGGAACACUACUGUAACUCAUGAAGUUGUGCUGGUCUAA